Molecule: messenger RNA, 2754 nt
Organism: Penicilliopsis zonata CBS 506.65
Lineage: Eukaryota; Fungi; Ascomycota; Eurotiomycetes; Eurotiales; Aspergillaceae
Exons: 6
Coding region: 1-2754 (917 amino acids)
Biological process (GO): intra-Golgi vesicle-mediated transport; protein secretion; endoplasmic reticulum to Golgi vesicle-mediated transport
Cellular component (GO): COPI vesicle coat; Golgi membrane; endoplasmic reticulum
Molecular function (GO): structural molecule activity
Source: RefSeq, a predicted model, not a curated record
AUGAGCUAUAUGAAGAAAGACGAGGAUGCCGACCAGACGAUGAUCAAGCUGGAUCGUACCUCUGUGUUUCAAGAUGCUCGCCUGUUCAAUUCGUCGCCUAUCUCGCCGCGGAAAUGUCGCACGCUGCUCACCAAGAUCGCCGUCCUCCUCUUCACGGGGGAGCAGUUCCCGACCAACGAGGCCACGACGCUCUUCUUCGGCAUCUCCAAGCUGUUCCAGAACAAGGACCCCUCGUUGCGCCAGAUGGUGUAUCUGAUUUUGAAGGAGCUGGCCAAUACCGCGGAGGAUGUGAUCAUGUCCACCAGUAUCAUCAUGAAGGAUACCGCCGUCGGGAGUGAUAUCCUUUAUCGCGCAAACGCCAUUCGUGCUCUCUGCCGCAUCAUCGACGCUUCCACUGUCCAAGGCAUUGAACGUCUGAUCAAGACUGCAAUCGUCGACAAGACACCCUCCGUUUCCUCGGCAGCCCUCGUGUCCUCCUACCACCUUCUGCCGAUCGCUCGUGAUGUGGUCCGCCGCUGGCAGAGCGAGACACAGGAGGCUGCAUCCUCCUCGAAGCAAUCUGUCGGAUUCCUUGGUUUUGGUGGCAGCUCACAGACCCACGCCAUUUCGCAAUCGAAUUUCAUGACCCAGUACCAUGCGAUUGGUCUGCUCUACCAGAUGCGCUCCCACGACCGGAUGGCCCUGGUUAAGAUGGUGCAGCAGUAUGGCGCUGCCGGUGUGGUAAAGAGCCCCGCCGCUCUCAUAUUGCUUGUGCGGUUGUCUGCCAAGCUGGCAGAGGAGGACCCUGUUCUGCGGAAACCGAUGAUGGAGAUGCUGGACGUCUGGCUCCGACACAAACACGAGAUGGUCAACUUCGAGGCGGCCAAGGCCAUCUGUGCCAUGCGGGAUGUCACCGACGCCGAGGCCUCACAGGCUGUCCACGUCCUGCAGCUCUUCCUCUCCUCGCCCCGCUCAGUCACCAAGUUCGCUGCCAUCCGUAUCCUCCACAACUUUGCCUCCUUCAAGCCCCACGUCGUGAACGUCUGCAACCCAGACAUCGAGUCGUUGAUUUCGAACUCGAACCGCUCCAUCGCCACUUUCGCCAUCACCACUUUGCUGAAAACCGGCAACGAGGCCAGCGUCGACCGCUUGAUGAAGCAGAUCUCCGGCUUCAUGGCCGAUAUUACCGAUGAGUUCAAGAUCACAAUCGUCGAGGCUAUUCGCACCCUGUGUUUGAAGUUCCCCAGCAAACAGGCCGGCAUGCUUUCGUUCCUGAGUGGCAUCCUCAGAGAUGAGGGAGGCUACGAGUUCAAGCGGAGUGUUGUCGAGAGCAUGUUCGAUUUGAUCAAGUUUGUUCCGGAUAGCAAAGAAGAUGCUCUCGCCCACCUUUGCGAGUUCAUUGAAGACUGCGAGUUCACUAAGCUUUCCGUCAGAGUGUUGCACCUGCUCGGUGUGGAGGGCCCCAAGACGGCUCAUCCCACCAAGUAUAUCCGCUACAUUUAUAACCGAGUGGUCCUGGAGAACGCGAUUGUUCGUGCUGCCGCCGUGACCGCCCUGGCCAAGUUCGGCGUCGGCCAGAAGGACCCUGAAGUCAAGUCUAGUGUCCAGGUUCUGCUUACGAGAUGCCUGGAUGAUACGGACGAUGAGGUCCGCGAUCGCGCUGCUCUCAAUCUUCGGUUGAUGAGUGAAGAGGAUGAAAUGGCUGGCCGGUUUCUCAAGAACGAUUCGAUGUUCUCCCUGUCUACUUUUGAGCACCAGCUAGUCAUGUAUGUGACGUCAACGGACAAACAGACCUUUGCCGCUGCAUUUGAUGUUUCCACCGUGCCCGUGGUCACACAAGAACAGGCCCUGGCGGAGGAGAGGACUAAGAAGCUUACCACAGCGACGCCUACGCUCAAGGCGCCGUCUACCGGUCCGUCGAAGGCCAAGCCCAGCGGUGCUGCCGAGGCCGCUACCUCCGCUGCGGCGACUCAGAAGUACGCCGAGCAGCUCAUGCGUAUCCCCGAGCUCAAGGAGUACGGUACCUUGCUCAAAUCUUCUUCACCGGUGGAGCUUACGGAGAGCGAGACCGAGUAUGUCGUGUCUGCGGUCAAGCACAUCUUCAAGGAGCAUAUUGUACUGCAAUACGACAUCAAGAACACUUUGCCCGAUACUGUCCUGGAAGACGUGACCGUGAUCGCCACCCCGGCCGAAGAGGAUCUGCUGGAAGAAGAAUUUACAGUCCCCGCGCCCAAACUGGCGACUAACGAGCCGGGCAUCGUGUAUGUCACGUUCAGAAAGCUUACCGGGGACAACAGCGUCUCGGUCACCUCGUUCACGAACAACCUCAAGUUCACUAGCAAGGAGAUCGACCCGACGACCGGCGAGCCCGAGGAAAGCGGCUACGAGGACGAGUACCAAGUAGAGGAUCUGGAGCUGACGGGAAGCGACUACGUGAUUCCCACCUUUGCCGGCAGCUUCGACCACGUCUGGGAACAGACGGGGGCAAAUGGCGAGGAAAUCAGCGAGACGCUGCAACUGGGCAACAUGAAGAGCAUUGCCGACGCCACGGAACAACUGAUUGCGAUCCUCUCGCUGCAACCGCUAGAGGGCAGCGACGUCGCCAUGAGCAACAGCACACACACGCUGAAGCUCUUCGGCAAGACGGUCUCGGGGGGCAAGGUCGCCGCCCUGGUCAAGAUGGCAUUCUCCAGCAAAACUGGCGUCACGACAAAAGUCACUGUCCGCGCGGAGGAGGAAGGAGUCGCCGAAGCGGUUGUUGCGGCCGUGUCUUGA